AUGCCUUUAGAACCGCGCGAGUUUUAUCAAAAUCAGACCCUGAAAGGAUUGAGCGAUUCAGAUGAUAAGACUACAGAAAAAAAGUACGAUUUCAAAAGUAUCGAAGAAAAGUAUAGAUUUAGAAACAAUGAAGAGGCUAAGAGGUUUAAAGUGGCCACGGAUGGCAGUGAAGACACAACUCCAGGGUCACGUCGCAUCGUGGGCGGCCUGGAGACCAGUGUGAGCGUGUGUCCUUACAUCGUCGCCAUCUCCAAGCACGGGAGGCACUGGUGUGGAGGAUCUAUUAUAGAUGAGCAGUGGGUGCUGACCGCCGCGCAUUGUAUGCAAGCCGUGUUUGAAGAGGACAGAAGGGUACUGACUCCAUACACGGUGCGGGCUGGCAGCUCCUACCACAGCCGCGGCGGGUACCAGGCGCGCAUAAAUAAGGUGUUCUUCCCGCACCAAUACAAUCCGGACGGUGCAGACUACGACUUCUGUUUACUCCGCCUGGACCGGCCGCUGCCGAUCGGACGCAGCAUCGCCGUGCUGGACCUCCCGGCUAGAGACUACGCCUUGGAGGUCGAUGAUAUCCUGGUAGUCUCGGGAUGGGGAAGCACUGAUAAGACAGGCAACGGCCACGUGCCUGACCGGGUCCGCUUUGUGCCGGUCCCUCUCCUGAGCACGAGCGAGUGUCAGCGCGCCUACAAGUUCCCCAUCACUCCGAGGAUGAUCUGCGCCGGGUACUCCAAAGGAGGGAAGGACGCUUGUAAUCACGACUCCGGAGGGCCAGCAGUACGGGACAACAUCCUACUUGGCGUAGUCUCUUUCGGAGGCCGCCGCUGUGGGGACCCCAACUCUCCUGGAGUCUACAGCCGAGUCUCGGCACUCACCUCCUGGAUUGAAAAGACUAUAAGGAACAAUGAGGCGGGUGAAGACCCUGCACUCCUGCCGAAGAUAAAAGAAGCUAGGAAGCGCGAGAGAGAGAUGAAGAAAUUCAAAUCCGGGAUGAAUGCAAAAAAGCAUAAAAUAAAAACAUGGCUUCGGGAAACCAUAAACUCGCCUACUUUCCUCAACAUAGCGAAAAAUAAAUUAAUAUCAAACAAAAUUUACUAGCGAAGCUACUACAACCUACAGCUUAUCGUUAAAUAAUGCAAAUUUCUUCAAUUGUGUCUUGAUGCUAAAACUGAAGCU
Plutella xylostella (diamondback moth) is the source of this 1170-nucleotide messenger RNA. Its product is annotated as trypsin 3A1. Gene Ontology annotation, molecular function: serine-type endopeptidase activity. The record is from RefSeq and is a predicted model, not a curated record. Lineage: Eukaryota; Metazoa; Arthropoda; Insecta; Lepidoptera; Plutellidae. Gene Ontology annotation, biological process: proteolysis.